CAAUAAGAGUCCCAGACCCGGUUUUCCCAGGGUCCCAAGGUGAGCCGCUCGGUGAGCCCCACGGCAGGUGCAGGUGCAGGUGCAGGUGCAGGCGCGACCCAAAAUUUUCGCAGAACCUGGAAGCCUCCAUCUCUCCUCGGUCUUGCACCGACACCACCGUCAACCAUCUUUACGCUCCAUCCCCACGCCCGAAAAUCCGCUCCGCUUCCCCUGACGACAGAAAAAGAAGAAAAGAGGAGAAAAAAUGGCCCAAGGCGCAUUCAAGCAGUCCAGCAAGGCCAAGGCCCCCAAGGCCGUGCACUCCAAGAAGCAGGCGUCCAAGGUGUCUAAGCCCAAGAAGAACAAGGCCGGCAUCGACAAGGCGCACAAGAAGUUCACCUCUGGCCUGACGGCCAAGACGGAGGCCCUGCUGGGCGAGCGCGCCGGCCACCUCGAGCUCCUGGGCGGCAAGGGCAAGCGCACCGACAAGAAGGCCACUGUCAAGGCCGGCUCCAAGAAGUUUGGCUGAGCGAACGGGACGACACAUAUCCAUGGAGGGUGCAGGAGGCCACGGACAAGCGACCGGGCGAUAUUACGAUUAAUUUUGUGCCUCGGCUUUGCGAGAAAGCCUUGCACUUCCGGAGCAGACGCCUCAUCGUGCGUCGACCUUUUCUAGGUCAAACUCGUCACCCACGGCUACGGCGUCGAGGAUGGCCGCUACGACCUUAAAGUCCCGCUCUAUAUCCACCUUCCAGUUCGACACGGCAAUCCUCACGGCCUUUUGCCCGGCCCAGGCCGUCCCGCUCACGUACAUCUGCCUCGUUUCGUUGAUCCUCUCGACGAGAACGUCGUUGAGGGCGGCGUCCUUGGCCCGGAACAAGACAAUCAUGAAGACGCGGUCGAGCGGCGCACCUUGGUCUGGCAGCAGUUCAUAGUGCGGCGAGUCUCGCAGGUAGGCGGCCACGCGGCGUGACAGCUGCACCAUGUUGGAGACGAUGCGCUCGAAGCCCGGGUAGCCCUCGCUGAGGAGAGCCGCGUACACGGGCAGGGCCCGAAAGCGGCGCGAGUUCUCGAGCCCGAUGUUGAGCGGCGAGGGAAUGCUGGAGGCGGAGCCGGAGGAGAGGUAGGCGGCGUUAGGAUUAGUGAAGACGGACUGCAGGAUCGACGCGGAGCGCGUGUAGAACAUGCCGCAGUCGUACGGCUAUAGAGAGGCCAGUCAGCUUAUCGAUGAAGAUAUCCGCAGCCAACGGGAGACGGUGUCUGUGUAUGUACUCACCACGUUGAGCAUCUUGUGGCCAUCCACGGUGAUGCUGUCGGCCAGCUCAAUGCCCUCGAGCUGCUUCUUGAGCCAGGCGUACUCGUCGCCCUCUCCCAAGACACGCGCAAAAAUGCCAAACGCUAGAAACACCAG
Messenger RNA from Purpureocillium takamizusanense, 1390 nucleotides. RefSeq lists its product as uncharacterized. The coding region runs from base 245 to 508 and encodes 87 amino acids. Lineage: Eukaryota; Fungi; Ascomycota; Sordariomycetes; Hypocreales; Ophiocordycipitaceae. The record is from RefSeq and is a predicted model, not a curated record. The transcript has a single exon.